AUGUCGACGACUACGGUGACAAUGACGGAGACGAAGCGCAAGAAAGGCGCUGAUCUCCCUCCGGAGAACGAGCGCUUCCUACGGUGCUGCGCGGACAUCGCCAACGCCCUCAUCGAGGACCAUGAGGCUUCCCAGGACUCGAGACGCCCGAAAAAAGACCUCAACUUGAACUCGCUCCGAUCAAGACUCGCCAAAAAGCACAAGAUUAACAACAUGCCUUCCCUGACUGCCAUUAUCGCCGCCGUCCCCGAACACUAUAAGAAGUACAUCCUGCCCAAACUGGUCGCAAAGCCAAUACGGACUUCUUCGGGGAUAGCAGUCGUUGCCGUUAUGUGCAAGCCUCACCGAUGCCCACAUAUUGCGUAUACCGGCAAUAUCUGCGUCUAUUGCCCAGGAGGGCCAGACUCCGAUUUCGAGUACAGCACACAGUCCUACACCGGGUACGAGCCUACGUCAAUGCGAGCAAUCCGCGCAAGAUAUGACCCGUUCGAGCAGGCCCGUGGCCGUGUUGAUCAGUUGAAGGCGCUAGGGCAUUCAGUGGAUAAGGUGGAAUACAUCAUCAUGGGAGGCACGUUCAUGUCUCUCCCAGAGUCAUACAGGGACGACUUCAUUUCCCAGCUGCACAAUGCACUCAGCGGAUACCAAACCUCGAACGUGGACGAGGCGGUCGAGGCAGGCGAAUUGAGCAACACAAAGUGUGUGGGCAUCACGAUCGAGACACGGCCGGAUUACUGCUUGCAACCGCAUCUUUCGAGUAUGCUGCGCUACGGCUGCACACGGCUGGAGAUCGGAGUGCAGUCUUUGUACGAGGAUGUUGCAAGAGACACCAACCGAGGGCAUACUGUCGCCUCAGUAGCAGAGACGUUCAGCCUUGCCAAGGACGCUGGUUUCAAGGUCGUCAGCCACAUGAUGCCCGAUCUACCAAACGUCGGAAUGGAGCGCGACCUUGACCAGUUUCGCGAAUACUUCGAGAACCCAGCCUUCAGGACUGACGGCCUCAAAAUCUACCCAACUUUGGUCAUCAGGGGAACAGGUCUCUAUGAAUUAUGGCGGACAGGCCGCUACCAAAACUACACACCAAACGGGCUCAUAGAUCUUGUCGCGCGUAUCCUGGCUCUUAUCCCCCCUUGGACUCGUAUCUAUCGUGUUCAGCGCGACAUCCCGAUGCCGCUUGUCACCUCUGGCGUCGAGAAUGGAAACCUUCGUGAACUAGCCCUUGCUCGCAUGAAGGACUUCGGCACAACCUGCCGUGACGUACGGACCCGUGAGGUUGGCGUCAACGAAGUCAAGAACAAGAUCCGACCCAACCAGAUUGAGCUUGUCCGGAGAGACUACACAGCGAAUGGAGGCUGGGAGACAUUUCUUGCCUACGAGGACCCCAAACAGGACAUUCUCGUCGGAUUGCUGCGCUUGCGAAAGUGCACCGAGAAGUACACAUACCGCGAGGAGCUCGUCGGCCAGCAGACAAGCCUGGUGCGUGAGCUGCAUGUCUACGGGACAGCGGUGCCUGUGCAUGCGAGGGACCCGAAGAAGUUCCAGCAUCAAGGUUUUGGAACCCUACUGAUGGAGGAGGCGGAGAGAAUAGCGAGAGACGAGCACGGGAGCGAGAAGAUCAGUGUUAUCUCAGGCGUUGGUGUGAGGAGCUAUUACAAAAAGCUCGGGUACUGGCUAGAUGGGCCCUACAUGAGUAAAUGGCUGGAUGGUAGACCAGGGGGCCAGGACUAA
Messenger RNA from Diaporthe citri, 1725 nucleotides. RefSeq lists its product as uncharacterized. Gene Ontology annotation, cellular component: elongator holoenzyme complex; nucleus; cytoplasm. Lineage: Eukaryota; Fungi; Ascomycota; Sordariomycetes; Diaporthales; Diaporthaceae. The coding region runs from base 1 to 1725 and encodes 574 amino acids. Gene Ontology annotation, molecular function: iron-sulfur cluster binding; acyltransferase activity, transferring groups other than amino-acyl groups. Gene Ontology annotation, biological process: tRNA wobble base 5-methoxycarbonylmethyl-2-thiouridinylation. The record is from RefSeq and is a predicted model, not a curated record. The transcript has a single exon.